Molecule: messenger RNA, 402 nt
Organism: Ylistrum balloti
Lineage: Eukaryota; Metazoa; Mollusca; Bivalvia; Pectinida; Pectinidae
Exons: 4
Coding region: 1-402 (133 amino acids)
Source: RefSeq, a predicted model, not a curated record
AUGUCAAUUCUGCUCCAAAGAAAACAAGCGCAAGCAGGAAGAAGAGUGGUAGUCAGAAAAGCUGGAGAAGUAGAGAAGGGUAAAGAUGCCUGUCUCAGCUGUGCUUGGGAAGUAGACCUCGAGGGUCAGAAGAUACGGAUAUCAUUCUCACGUGACAACCUGCAUGUAUGGAUUACUGGAGAUCCAGUGGAUACGACCGCCUACAUCAGUGACCACAAAUACGACCUUGACCUUGAUUUCGAGAUCUGUCCUGGAUACAGAGGUCAUAUAUUCAGCGAUGUCAAUGACAAUCGCACGGAGAUCAAGAAUCAUUUGUUCAUCAACGAGCAGAAAUUUGCCGAAACUGUCCUCACGUAUUCGAAAAAUUCAGAACACUUCAAGAACAUACGGAAAGGUCGAUAA